Drosophila sulfurigaster albostrigata is the source of this 2830-nucleotide messenger RNA. RefSeq names its product maternal effect protein oskar. Lineage: Eukaryota; Metazoa; Arthropoda; Insecta; Diptera; Drosophilidae. The record is from RefSeq and is a predicted model, not a curated record. The transcript is spliced from 5 exons. Bases 16 to 1686 code for a protein of 556 amino acids.
AUUUUCGUCAAAACGAUGGCGACAUUCAGAAGUGAAUUUAACAGCGUGCCGAGCACUUACCCCGAUCGCCUGACGGCUAUCCGAAAAAAGCUGACCACGUGUUUCCAUCAGUGGCACAAGCAGCUGCAGCUUUUCAAGCAAGACUGCUCCACGUUGCGAGCGAAAAGUAUUUACUGGCAGAAAUUUAAAAAGAUUUACAACAAAAAAGCCGCACAGCUUCAGCAACGGGAGCUAGUAAAGCUUAUCAGCCAAGAGGAAGUCAUAGUCCAGGAGCAGCAGCUACAAUUUGUGGCCACGCUCUUUUCGUCGACAUUGAUAUCGAAAUUUAACUCGAAAAAUUCCACCAGCUGCAGCAACAUGACCAUUUUGGAUGAUUCGUAUAUUGGGGUGCGCGAUGAGUAUCCCGAUAUCGAUGCUGAAAUACGCGCCAUAUUAAUGGCCAAUGCCCAGAAUGGAGUCACGAUAUCGAGCAUCAAAAAUGAAUAUCGAAAUAUGACGGGCAAUACAUUUCCGCUACGCGAUAACAUCACUGACUUUCUGCUCACCAUACCGUACGUCACAGCUGAGUGUUGCGUGUCCGGCAAGCGGAUCUUUAAUAUCAAGCCCACGGAGGACACACGUCACCUGCACGACAUGGUGCUGAAUCAGCGACAGCGUGAAAAUGGCAACAGUAAAAACAACAAUCACAUAUCAGCCAUGCAGGAACCGCCACGUUUGUGGCGCUCCCAAUAUAGGCGACGUAGUCCGCAAAAUGAGAAUUGCAAUUAUAAUCUCAAUACCUGUGAGAAGCCACCAGCUGUCAAAAUAGCGCCAGAGCAGCAACUGGCCACUGCUGCAAUGACGCCAUUUUGUAUCUAUCAGGACAACUGGAAGCAUCUCAACAAUCAGUAUCAGCUAACACAGUUAGCAGCUCAGAACAACAACAAUCAAUUUCCCUGCAUUCGUUCGGAUCCUGCACAGUUACAAAUAGCACCACAACCGCCUGAACAGCUACAACACCAUCAGAUUGGAGAAUAUACACAUAAGCGACGUCAUGAAUUUACGCCCACGCCAACAACAUUGUCAUGUCCAUCGCAACAUGACUCCAUGUUCACCAUCAACUCGGAUUGUGAUGCAUAUCUCUUAGAUUUUCCAUUGCUGGGCGAUGAUUUCUUCUUGUACUUGGCGCGCAUGGAGCUAAAAUGUCGCUUCAAGAAGUAUGAGAAGGUGCUACAGUCUGGUCUGUGCAUCUCGGGACAAACCAUAAAUGCCGCUCGACAGCGGCUGCAGCACGUGGAACUGCAUGAGAUGACACAAAUCAUUGUUAACAUCGGUUCCGUUGACAUAAUGCGCGGCAAGCCGCUGGUGCAAAUCGAGCAUGAUUUCCGUCAGCUAAUCAAGGAGAUGCACAAUCGCAGAUUUGUGCCUGUGCUGACCACGCUAGCACCGCUGGCCAACUAUUGCCACGACAAGCAGACAUGCGAGAAGGUGUUGCGGUUUAACAAGUUUAUACGCAGCGAGGGACGUCAUCUUACCGUUAUUGAUAUACACUCAUGUCUGAUUAAUGAGAAUGGCGUUGUGCGCUUCGAUUGCUUCCAGAACGGGCCACGUAGUGUGACGGGCUCACCAGAGCCAUAUGUAUUCUGGAAUAAAAUCGGACGGCAGCGUGUGUUACAGAUGAUCGAACAAAAUAUGGAAUAUCACUGAGCAGGAAGUUUGAGUUGGAGUUGGAAUUGAAAUAGUCGGUCUGGCACCAGGCAUCGAGCUUGUACAAAAUUUUUACAAUUAUUCACGGAGAAUGGCAUGCUGUCUUUUUAGAAAAAAGCGAAAUUCAUAAGUUAAACGUUUAAUUUUAAUGUGUUUUAUGUUCGUAUCGUUAUGUGUUUGUCCCCUGUACUAUAUAUAAAUGUAUAUUCAUUGUGAUUGUCUUUCUUAUAUGUUCUAUGUGAUUCAACUAUCUCCUGAAAUAACUUUCCUUUUGAUGUACAUUGCGUUUUGGAUGCAUUGUUUUUGCUGCUAUCCCAAAAACAGUGAUCGAAAAUUCAAUGUGCCAUCAAAAUUGAGUUAUUCAAACAUGUAUUUUCCCUAGUAUUUUUCAUUAAGAUUUGGGCACAGAGCUUAAUGAAAAAUGCAAACGCAACUAAAACAUUGCCAUGUUAUAAACCGUAUAUUUCUUUUGUUUCUUCUGAACCAUCUUUGCCCAUGCUCAUGUAUAUAACUACCGACUUUUCUCUGUGCAGGACAGGCUACAAAAUAUACAUUUGAGACAUGUGUCAUUUUGGUUCAAUGAAAAUGUAUUCGCUUUAGUUAAUACUUUGCUUGCACCAAAUCAAUGCCGCGGCUGAUUUAAUAUUGUCAGUGCUAAGCGAAAAAAUUAAUUAUAGCGAUUGUGCAAUUUUCGUGCAUCUCUUUCAAUGUUAAUAUUAUUUGUACGCUGUACAUUAAACAGUCUGAUAACAUUUUAGAUUGUUUUCUUACAGCGUACGAUGAAAAGUAUUCAAGAUUCGAGUUUAAAUUAAUAACAAGUCUUUAUUCAAAAAUGGUAGUAAUUAUAAACUAAUUUAUUGUAUGUAUGUUUAAUGUAUGUGAUGAUGUAAUUUUUUUUUGUAUGUCCAACCAUAACAAGCAAUGUAAAAUCCAAAAAAAAAUAAAAAAGGGGAAAAACAAAUUGAUACGCUUUAUAGCUGAAAGCAAAAGACAUUGAUUCAAAUUAUGUUCGAAUGCAUUUUUCAAUAUUUCUUAAAUUUUUGAGAUUCAGUUUGGAAUGCAACUAAAUUCGAUUUAGAACAUAUCAAUAUUUGCUUCGGUAUUAAUUCUUUUUCUUAAUAAAUCAACCUAAACGCAAUGGAAA